This is a messenger RNA of Chlamydomonas reinhardtii, 4759 nucleotides long. RefSeq lists its product as uncharacterized. Lineage: Eukaryota; Viridiplantae; Chlorophyta; Chlorophyceae; Chlamydomonadales; Chlamydomonadaceae. The record is from RefSeq and is a predicted model, not a curated record. Bases 385 to 3552 code for a protein of 1055 amino acids. The transcript is spliced from 2 exons. Gene Ontology annotation, molecular function: kinase activity.
UCCUAGAUGCAGUAUUAGAAAAGCAUACCAGCUAGCUACAGUGCCACACUUGAACGAGUUCUGUGUCAACGAGUCUGUAACCUUUAUUGCCUGUGCACCUCUGCAAUUCUCCCAAUUGAAAUGCCACCAAGACGGGCUCGUGUUGCACCAACUCUUGAAUCUCGCCUCAAGCAAGGGCUUGAUUACGUCGCUAAUCUGCGUUCUGACGCAGUGCCUAAUAUGGAACGCGUCGAUGACCUGACUGAUGCAUUAUGUGAAGCGGACCCAGAUUUGCUCGGCAGCGCCGAUAUCCUGGGCGGCGUCGUGGCGGCACAUGCCUGGGCCGCACGCGCCGUCGCCGCUGAUAUGUUGAGUGUCCCAGGCAUUGUUAUGCUCGAAACGACCAUGCUAAGCCUGGGUAGCUUGCUAAAGGGUCGGCAGGGCGACCCAGCUGGCGACCGGCUGGCCCGGGCCCUGCUGAGGGCGGACACGCUGGCCGUUUACUCGAGGCUGUUGGCGCAGACGCUCGCACCCACCCGCGCGGCGGCCGCCCGCCGCAGCCGCAUGCCGCUGAACCAGAUCAAGGCAACGCAAAUCAUGCGCGUGAUCGUUCACAUGAACGCGGUUGCCGAGUGCGUGGACGAGAGCCCGGACGCUGGCCUGAAGCAGGAGCUGAUCUCGGCGCUGGCGCACACGCAGCUGCUUGAGCACGCCGCCCAAGCGCUGCUGCACGCCGCUCAGGCCACCCCAGCUGCGCCCGGCAUAGCGGCAGUGGCAAGCUCGGCGCAGGAGGCAAAUGAGGACUGGGCGCUCGUGUGUAAGGCAGCGAAUGUCCUUUGCAACUUGUUGGCGAACCUGGUUGGGGAACUGAGCAUCGUCUCGUUGUGCCCGCGGCCCCGGGAAAGGGACAUACUCUGCGAUGCUACGCGUACGCCGGACCAGCUACGCCUGCUGGAGCAGCUGCGGCCGCUGCUGGCCGGCCCCUGCUUGCAGCUCGUCGCGGCGUGGGCGGGCCUGUGCGCGGCCAUGACCGUACGGCAGCAGGCCGACGGCGGCGGCGCCGUCCAGCAGGGCGUGGCACAUGCCCGGUCGCACCAGGGUUAUGGGCUGCCGGCGGAGCUGAUGCGACCGCUUCAGCCAUUGCGGCAGGCCGAGGCGCAGAAAUCGAGCUCACAUCUGGCAAUAUGUGUCAUGGUGCAGGCGCUUGGUUAUGCGAUCCAACCAACGGUCAGCGGCCCCUGCGACCUUGCCAUCGCCCAGCCGUCCGUGGGCUACGACCGCCUGCCGCACAGGCAGCCGCAGCCGCAGCGACCAUUGGCGGGGCCAUGCGCGGUGGCAACAGCGGCGGCAGCAGGAGCAGCAGGAGGUUCUGCUGCGCAGUCCGACGCGGGAGCUCCGUUCAGCGCCGUACAAGCUUACGGGUUGCUAAGCAAAGUCUGGUACGGCCUGGCCUGUGACAGCAGCAAGCACUUGCGCAGCCUGUACCUGGUCGCCCUUGUAAUGACCCGGCUGCUGACAGAGCUGCGGCCGCGGCGGGCGGCGGUGCUGCUGCCGGGCUGGUGGCGGCUGCUGGCGCAGGAGCCCUCCAUGCUCAUUCAGGAAAGGAGGAUGGCGCAGGACGCAGGGGAGCUGCUGCAGCUGCAGCUGAAUGCGCCGCCGCCGGCCGCGUGGGCUGCUGGGGUGACGGACGCAGCUUCCGUGGCUGCGGCGAGUUUCGACUGGCCGCCGGAACCGAAGGAGGUGCAGAACACGGAGGCGGUCAUAGCAGCAAAGGCAGCCGCCAGCCUGGCGCGUGGUAGGGACCCCAGCUACAGCCUCCGCGGCGCUCUAGGCGCGGGGCUGCUGCCAGUUGUGGAGCGGUGCCUUCGCGCGCCGCAGGCCUGGCAGCAGGCCAGCAGCGCCAGUCUGCAGCUGAAUGUCGUGAACUGCGUGCUGCGCUACUCGGGCGUGUGGCCCGCAGUGCUGGCUCGCGGUCCCGUGCAGCAGGCGGUGUCGCUGAUUGCCACGCUGGGCGCAGCAGCUCGGCUGUUGCAGGAGAAGGACACGUUGGUGUACACGAUCCCUUUCGCGUCUCAGCCGAGCAAACACCUGGUCGUUGAGUGCGGCGCCAGCGGCUACCUGUGUGCCUACCUGUCCGCAAUGCUGGAGCAGGUCGCGGACGUGCGGGCGCUGCGCGAGGGCGCACAGCAGCAGCAGCAGCAGCAGCAGCAGCAGCGGGAGGGGCAGCAGGAACAGGAGGCGCCAGCAUUGCAGCAGGCAGCCACCGCAGCCGGAGCCGCAGCUCCCGUUCUGCACCUCAACUCGGUGCUAGAGGUGCUUGUACACGAGGACGGGAGUGUCAAGCCCACAGCCUGCUCCAUCGCCUGGAUGGCGGCGGCGGGCGGCCUGCCAGCUGCCGGCUCGGCAGCGGACCGGCAGCAGCAGCUGCUCACAAGCUUCGCGGUGUACCAGUGGCUGCCCGCGCUUGCAAAGGCAACGGAGGAGGCCUUGAUGGGCCAGGCGGCGGCCACCGAGCGCAACCUGUCUCAGGCGCUCAUGGUGGGGCGCCUGCUGAUGGAUGUGCUCUGGCGCGCAGAAAGUUUAGAGAACGAAAUCGACGGCGGCGUGGGCGCUGAAACCGGUGGGGAGGCUAGCAGCCGGCGGCCGGAUGGGGCGUGGGAGGGCGUGACGCAGAUUGAGGAGCUUGCGGCGGACAUGGACAAAAUAGCGUUCCUCUUGGUGGCGGCCGCAGAUGAUCUGCUGCUCGAUGGCUAUCAUGCGUGGGAGCGCACGGCUGUGCUGGACCUUCUGCAAUCUUACUGGACAUGCGUUGCGAAUGCGGUGUACGAGGUAACACGGGAGCGGGCAACACGCAUGGCAAUGCAGCUGCAGCAGCAGCAGCAACAGCAGCAACAGCAGGAGCAGCAGCAGCAGCAGCUGGCGCCACCGCCCGAGCUAGUGCUGCACUGCGUGCGGCCGCUGCCGGUGCAGCGGUUGGCGGCCGCGCAGGGGCGGCAGGACAUUGUCGAUUACCUGGACGCAGCAGCAGUGACGACAAGAGCGAUGGUGGUGGAGGAGUGCAGUAGCGCUGAGGCCGGUGAAAGCGGCACAGAAGUGCUUGAAGCAGCUAGCCUGGACGGUGAUGCGGAGCGUGCAAUCGCCACGGCGGAUAGGUUGAGGGCGAAGUGGGUUGUUGCAGUGCGGCUGCGGUACCCGUGGCUGUUGUCUCAAGGCCAGGUACAGGCGGGGCUGCAUGACCUGAUGGUCGCAGAGGCGGCGGCUGCAGCGGCAGAGCCGCCCGAGGCGCCCCGUGAUGGCGGCAGUAGCAGUGGCAGUAGCAGUAGCAGCAGCGGUGGGCCAGUGUUUGAGCACAAGCUGUGCUGCAACCCGCGCUGCUGCUCGCUGGACGGCCCCAGCGCAUUGAUUGCGCCCCGCAGCGGCAAGACGUGUGUGCGGUGCCGUGCUGUCACGUACUGCUGCGGCGCUUGCCAGCUGGCAGACUGGCGUGAGCGGCACUCUGGUACCUGCAUUGGCGCGCCCGCGGCGGCGGCAGGGUCAGCCGGGUCUGUGCAAGCAGGGGUAAAGAAGGCAUGAAGUGCAUAAACGUUGGUUGUGCAGGAUGAAGGUCAAACAAUGAUUGGACGCGAACCGGGGGUGUGUAGGCUGGAAGAGGCUUUGAAGAAUGCACACCGGGGCAUACUGUAUGAUAAGAAAGACGAUGCUGUUUGCGAUUACGGUGUUAUAGCUGUUUGCGGUUGCGGUGUUAUAGCUGUUGGCAGACAGUCUGCACGUGAUAAGAUUGGGACCUUCUGGUUGGUAUGCGUUGGGACAGUGUUAAGGCAGGUUGGUGAAGUCCCGUAGGGUGGGACCUGAGGUGGUGCGAGGAGCUGAUUUAUGGUGGCCGGGGGGGGGGGGGGGUUGCCCUGAUUCUGGCGCGAUAGAGACCGUGCUAUACAGUAGGUAUCGUGACAGGGAGCACGCAGGCUACAACGCGCCAUACAAAUACCGUUUGAGACACAGACGGAAUGGGAACGCAAAGACAGGUGCAUGUCGUAAUGACCGUUGGGGUGCUAGAGCCACUUCUGGGAAAGGUAGGUUGGAUUCGUUGUAUGAGAUAGAGCGAUACCAACCCUGCAAAGCUUGAGUGGUGGGGUCUUGGCAUGCACAGCGCCAUGGCUGGCUGUGAGGGCUGGUGCCAUGCCUCCCAGCUCAUGCCUGCCUUGCCCAUAUGUCAUGCAGCAGGUAUGUACCAUAAUGUGACCAGUUGGGACACAGGUGUGAGCGUGACAGGCAAGGUGUGUGGUAGCCUGCAUUGAUGAACGUGUGUGGCAUUGUUGCACGCGAUGACGCGACCAGCACACGCCAGCUGCGGCCGCUGCAAAAGCGACACACAUUUGGUGACAGUACCAGAAGGCAGAAGCCUCCAUUACGAAGUGAAUGCCUGCCAAGGCGAAGCCAACAUGGCGACCGCAAGUGUGGAUGGCCUGGCGGCCCUGGCCAACGGGUGCGGUGCGCAUUGACCAUGAAGAGGCCCUGGUUCCACCUAAGCGCACAGGCGCACGGCAGCAGCACAGGACCAGCCGCGGGACCAACAGAAAGGGGAGGGGAGGGAUGGUGCGUGGGCGCGUGGGACAGUCAGGGCACAACCGGCAAACCGAGGGGAGGCUGGCAGGCUAUGUGCGUAAACCCGUGUACGAAAUGUACGCGCAAACUUUUAGGCACGGCUGAAAGUACGGUUAGUGCAGACGGUGUGAGCAGUAAGAUCAGCAGGGUGCUGCAGUGUGGUACCUUUCACUGAUUU